AUAUCUAGAAAGAAAAAAAACUUUAAGUAUGAUUGUAGGGUGAAAUUAUUUUUGCUUAUUGGUUAGAGAUAUGCAUUUUUUUGAUUUUGCAUGAGUUCUUUUCCACUUCAUGAAUUAAGAAAUUCCCCGUGUUUGAGAUGAUAUUUACAAAAAUUCGGAGACCAAACAUUCAUUUCUUCACUCACGCAUGCAUCUUCUGAUUGUGAUUGUGUUACAAAAUGAGAUUGAGAACCAUUAUUACAUUUACUUUGAAACACUCUAAUUCACUUCACACUCAUUCCCUUGCAAUUCCACAACAUCACCGCAACAACAACUACCUUAAACUUGUCCGUUCAUGCAAACACUUGAACCCUCUCCACCAACUCUACGCCCAUUUCCUUGUUUCAGGUCUCUUCCACCAAUCCAAUUCACCUCAAUCAACAUACCACCCAUCUCUCAUUCUUUGUAAUACAUUGAUUAGACUCUAUUCUACACUCCAUCACUUCCACAAAGCCAUACACUUGUAUCACACAAUGUUACAAAUUGGACUUCAACCUGACAAAUACACCUUUACCUUUGUUUUGAAGGCUUGUACUGCUGCUCUAGAUUUUCAUGAGGGUGUUUCUGUUUACCGUGAUGUAGCUGCUAAAGGGUUAGAAUGUGAUGUAUUUAUUGGGACUAGUCUUGUUAACAUGUUUUGUAAAAUGGGUCGUUUGGAUAGUGCAAGGAAGGUGUUUGAUAAAAUGCUUAAGAAAGAUGCUGCUUCUUGGAAUGUGAUGAUUUCGGGUUUGUCGCAGAGCUUGAAUCCUAGUGAGGCGUUGGAAAUGUUUUGGAAGAUGCAGAUGGAGGGUUUGGAGCCUGAUACUGUGAGUAUCUUGAACCUGGCUCCGGCUGUUUCUAGGUUAGAGGAUAUUGGCUCUUGUGAGUCUAUUCAUGGUUAUGUGGUUAGGAAAGGCGUUUGUGAGGUGGUUUCAAACUCAUUGAUCGAUAUGUACUCUAAAUGUGGUGAGAUACGUCUGGCUCGUCAUGUUUUUGACCGGAUGCGGGUUAUAGAUGAUGUCUCGUUGGCAACAAUGAUGGCUGGAUAUGUACGCCAUGGUUGUUACUUUGAGGUUCUUGAAUUGUUUGAUAAAAUUAAGCAUAGAAAUGUUAAGAUGAAUAAGGUAGCAAUUGUAAAUGCUCUUUUGGCUGCGGCAGAAAUGAGAGACUUAGAGAAAGGGAAGGAAAUUCAUAAUUGUGCUUUGCAGAUAGGGAUAAUGUCAGAUAUUGUUGUUGCUACUCCUGUAGUGAGCAUGUAUGCAAAAUGUGGCGAGUUGAAGAAGGCAAAAGAAUUGUUUCCGAGUCUUGAAGGAAGAGAUUUGGUUGCUUGGUCUUCUUUUUUAUCGGCUCUUGUUCAAGCUGGUUAUCCUGGAGAGGCAUUGUCUAUAUUUCAAGAGAUGCAGCAUAAAGGCUUGAAACUUGAUAAAGUGAUUUUGACGAUUCUCGUUUCCACUUGUGUAGAAAUUUCAAAUCUUAGAUUAGGGAAGACUUUGCACUGCUAUGCUAUUAAAGCAGAUAUGGAGUCUGAUAUCUCAACAGUAACAACUCUUGUCUCAAUGUACACUAGAUUUGAAUUAUUUAUGCAUGCUAUGAGGCUUUUCAACAGAGUGCAAAAUAAAGAUGUUGUGGUGUGGAAUGCUUUGAUAAAUGGGUUUGUGAAAUAUGGCGAUCCAUAUCUUGCAUUGGAAAUUUUCCAUAGAUUACAAUCAAGUGGUAUUCAACCAGAUAGUGGAACCUUGGUGGGUAUGGUUUCAGCUUGUUCCAUAAUGGAUGCCCUAGAUCUAGGAACAUACUUUCAUGGAAAUAUUAAAAAGCGUGGUUUGGAAUCUGACACUCAUGUAAAAGUUGCUCUAAUGGACAUGUAUGCCAAAUGCGGGAGCCUUUUCUCAGCUAAAUGCCUGUUUCUCUUAACCAAGCAUGUAAAGGACGAGGUAUCUUGGAAUGUAAUGAUUUCAGGGUAUCUGCAUAAUGGAUAUGCCAAUGAAGCGAUUUCCACUUUUCAACGGAUGAAAUUAGAAAACAUAUUGCCGAACUUAGUCACAUUUGCGAUCAUCCUUCCGGCUGUUUCGUAUUUGACAGUAUUAAAAGAGGCAAUGGCUUUUCAUGCCUGCAUAAUCCGAAUGGGAUUUCUAUCUAGUACCCUUCUUGGAAACAGUCUCGUAGAUAUGUAUGCUAAAUGCGGUCAACUUAGUUAUUCUGAGAAAUGUUUUCAUGAAAUGGAAAACAAAGACACUAUCUCAUGGAAUGCAAUGCUUUCAGGAUAUGCAAUGCACGGCCAAGGUGAACUUGCCGUCGCUCUUUUUUCACUAAUGCAAGAGACUAAUGUUCAUGUUGAUUCUAUUUCGUACAUCAGUGUAUUAUCUGCUUGUAGACACGCUGGUUUAAUUCAAGAAGGAAAGAACAUUUUUGCCUCAAUGUGUGAAAAGCACCAUGUUGAAUCCAAUAUGGAACACUAUGCCUGCAUGGUUGAUCUUUUGUGCGGUGCUGGUUUAUUUGAUGAAGCUCUUAGUUUAAUUAAUAAAAUUCCAACAGAACCUGAUGCUCAAGUUUGGGGCGCCCUCCUGGGAGGGUGUAAAAUUCAUUCCAAUAUUACAUUAGGAGAGGUUGCCCUGGAUCACCUUGUUAAACUUGAACCGAGAAAUGCCGCUCAUUAUGUAGUUUUAUCAGAUAUUUAUGCUCAAUGUGGUAAGUGGAAUGAGGCCAGAAGGACAAGAUCACAUAUGAAUGCUCAUGGCUUGAAGAAAAUUCCAGGAUAUAGUUGGAUUGGAGCCCACAAACAAGGUUCAUGCCUUUCUUGCUAGUAACGAAGCUCUGCCACUAUCAACACGGACUAGCAGAACAAAGGAGUUUUUUUUUCUUUAAAACCAAAAAGAGGAGAAGGUAUGCAAUCAAAGUUCCUCUUUCCGAUUACAAAUUGAAAAGAAGCCUUACAAGAAUCACCAAGUUAUGUAAUAACGUCUACUAGAAUUUAAAUACAUUAUUAUCGUGUAUAACACUUGAAAAUCUAAAAUGGCUAUCCCUGUGUGCUAUGUAACUUUUGGAGACUCCUCAUUUUGCAUUGCCUAGUUGAGCUGUCAUACAGCAGCUGGAGGAGUUAACAGAAAAGCAGCGAAGAUGACACAAAACAGCUCAGGAGUUGAUUAAAUCUGCUUCCUAGAAAGCUUUUGAGAAUUAGGAUUGCAAAUGCUGCAGAAGUAAGCUGAAGAGAACCGUCUAACCGUCUAAUUCUACAGCUACAGCAGAUGACAAAUUUGGGAAUGAAUAGGUGGUCCUGGUCGCAAACUUCCUGAACAAAAAGACCAGAGAAUACUGCCACUGUUUUGCACGAUGGUCAGGUUUCAUGUCACAUCUAUGAGAAGAGAUGGAAGGUAGCAAAUAUUUCAGGCAAAACCAUUCACAGUUAUUUGUUUUGUGAACACAAGAAAUUGGUGGAAAAGAUAAUGAAAUGAGGCAAAAAGGAUAGAGGCUGUUAGCAUUGGUUCUGAAUGUCCUGAGAGUCUAAGCAUUUCAUCUUUCAGUGUACAGUUUUUUUCUUCAUAUAGUGUUCAUUGCCUCUCCACAGUUUUGUAUGGUUAUAUGAACCCAGGUAGAUCAUUGGAUGACUAUUUCUGCCAAUUUACUUCUACAUAAUACUUAUAACUUAAGUAAGUUUUGGUAUAGUAUGUACCAAAUUUUUAUAUACCAGUAGAAAUAUA
Molecule: messenger RNA, 3713 nt
Organism: Vicia villosa (hairy vetch)
Lineage: Eukaryota; Viridiplantae; Streptophyta; Magnoliopsida; Fabales; Fabaceae
Product: pentatricopeptide repeat-containing protein At2g39620-like
Exons: 2
Coding region: 219-2819 (866 amino acids)
Biological process (GO): RNA modification
Molecular function (GO): RNA binding; protein binding
Source: RefSeq, a predicted model, not a curated record